GCCGAGCAGCAGCCAGCAGAGCCUUCGCCCGCGGCCACAACCAGCGCAAUCGCCGCCGCUCCCUCGUUUCGACCCAACUCCCUGCCCCACGUCUCACCGCCGCUCAUUCGCCCCCUCGUCUCAAACCAGGUCCCCAACUCCUCGCCGUCGCUCCCCGCCCGACGCAUCGACCCAACUCCCCGCCGCCUUGACAGCAGUCCCCGCCCCUGCCUCAAUACUAGCUUAGAUCGUUUCAGGUUGAUAGAUGGAAUCGAGUGAUGUAUCAAGUCAGCCGGCUUAAUCCGGUUGAACCCCGAUUCGACCAUUAAACCUCAAAUCCCUUGUUAAACCGGUUAGAGGACUUAAUCCGGUUUGACAACCUUGCUU
Molecule: messenger RNA, 366 nt
Organism: Linum tenue
Lineage: Eukaryota; Viridiplantae; Streptophyta; Magnoliopsida; Malpighiales; Linaceae
Source: the annotation of a GenBank genome assembly